AAGCUGCAGCGCUCCUGACGGCCACUUGUAGAAUCCACGAGUCGUGCGACUCGGUGCCGAACAGACAUGAUGCUUGUGGAACGAUUCUCCCGGAGAAACUUCGCGCUUGUCGCAAUUUCAGUUUAUCUGAGGAUAUCGUUUGAAGUGUGCAGUUCCGAAAACUUGUGGAACCUACACAACAAUGCCUCCUCAUCUUCUAGAACAAAGGAGCCCGUUCGAGAACCAAGUGCUAUUGACAGCAGCGACACUUCAUCAAAAGACAGAGUUGGUAUCCAAGGUUCUAUAAUACCUAUUGUGUACGGUCGUGUUGGUCAAGGCAAUGUCCGUCCGUCUCGUGUCCGUAGUCAGGCAGAAGUAAGGCUUUUAGUUCCUCUGUCAAGGCAGUACCCACCGGAGACGGAUGGAUUUAUUAGAGCCACAUCGAAUGUCAUGGAGUUCAAUGAAGAUACGAGAAGCUAUUUUUUGCCGUCGGGAGCUUCAUUGGGCUUAAAAGAAAUCAGCGACAUCAAUCAACUGCAUCCCAUCUUGAACGCAUCUUGGAUAGCUUUGCACUCUCCGAAGAGGGUACUCAUUCCAGUGCGUCAUAAAGACGAAAAUUCCAUCGCCUCCACCCCCGCGAGCAGAGGUUGUCUGCAAUGCUCGUCGAAUCUAACCCUGAUUGCUCCUCGGGGUGAAAACAGCGUGGAAGUUCCGGUACCAGCUAUUUCCAUAUGCCCUCGCUUAGCCAGAGCACCCGGAAGACUUAACAUGGGUGUGACUUCAGGUCCUCGACCAGGUCUGAGGAUAAGAGAAGGACAAUAUCCAGUUCAACUAAUAGCGUGGAAGCGCCAGGGACACUUUGCGGCUUGCCAGUACACAAUAUCUCUCAUAGUAAGAAAAUGCGAAGAUGUACCUAUGGCAGAAGGAGGAACUUUCGAAUGUACAAAUGGUUCGAUUUGGGGUAGCAAGUGUCAUUUAUCCUGUCGUUCAGGUUUUGUGCUACACGGGGAUAGCACCAUUGUUUGCGAUGGAAAUGAGAGAAAAGUUUUUUGGUCAUCACCGUUUCCACAAUGCAAAAGUAGGUAUUUUCGAAAAUUAAAGUCAGAAACUUCUCCAAAAUCUGUUGUUGCCAAGCUGCCAUGCCUGAAACCUAAACAACCAAAAAAUGGUGCAGUAGUUUGUGAUUCCAAUGGUAAAGAGUUGUAUCCGGAUGGAAGCGUUUGUCAAUUUUUCUGUUAUCCAGGCUUUCUUAUUGAGCAGGAAUCUACUUCAAAUGCUCUCACUGUCUGUAAAAAUGGACACUGGACACCAAAUGAUGAUCUCACAUGUGUUGCUGCUUACUGUUCGGAGCCAAAGUCUCCAAGAGACUCCACACUGCGGUGUGAUCCCUCGGAAAACAAAGACGGCCUCUCGAAAUCAAAGUACAAAAAUGGAACACGAUGUGACUUCCGAUGCGGUAUCGGCACCAAAAUACCGAAGUCUCAACAAGCAAAGAGUUUCAUCGUCUGCAACGCACCACAUUGGAAUGAUUCGUCUAUCCCGGAGUGUAAGCGAUUCAUCUAUCCAAAACAUCACAAAGACGAUUGCCGAAAUCAAACUCUAUUUGUGGAAGUGGGAGAAGAUGCACUUCUGUCCUCGCACCACAUCCCCCGAUUCAUAUCCCAUGACGGAAAGUACUUAAAAACCACUUGCUCUUUGGACGGACAAAGAUUGCCCAAAGGUGUACACCACAACUUUUGCCACGCCAACGACGAUGAAUUCGAGGUUGCUUCUACGUGUAGAUACCACAUUCAUGUUCAAGAAAAGAUUUCACCCCGCGUGUAUCCAAAGGACUGCAAAGACAUCGAUAGAGUCGCCAACAGAAAGGGGAUUCUACACGUGAAGCCACCAAAGUUUGUUUUCCAAAACGGGGGGACAAAAAGAAUCCUCCGUGGUAACUGCACGCAUGCUGGAAAACUGAGCGUUGGACUGUACCAAAACAACUGCACAGCGUAUGAUCCUGAGUUGGACGCAACAGGAUUUUGUUCUUAUAGGAUAAACAUAAGAGAAAGAAGUUGUCCACCUCCAAUUUCUACUCCUCAUGCAGUCAUUCAAUGCGACAAUAAAAUUGAUGAACUGUACUCUCCAAAAACUGUCUGCAAAUAUAUUUGCGAUGAAGGUUUUACAAUUCCCCUGAAAGAAAGUAACAGGCGAUCAAUAAGAUGUCAUCGGAAUCUAUCUUGGAAACCUGCUUCUGUACCAUCUUGCAAAAAAGCUAUUCCUCCAAGACCUAAAAGAAACGAGUGUGUCUCCCAGAGUUUUUUCAUUGACAAAGAUACUAGUAUGGCUACAAUAAGGCAACCACGUUUCAAGUCCUCCUUGAAAGGGAGCAAAAUUAAAGUCAAAUGUUCCUUGAAUAAUACUUUACCAGUAGGGAAUUAUACCAAUGUGUGCGAAGCAUUAGAUAAAGAACUAGGUUUGAAAGCAUCUUGCAAAUACAAUGUAACUAUAACAGCGGAAGGAUGUGAGGCGUUACCAACUGUGUCUUUUGGUUUUUUGAAUUGUUCAUCCGAACUUGGGACAAGCUCACUUUUGCCAAUAAAUAGUAUUUGUAGGUAUGAUUGUCACGAUGGAUAUACCAUAACAACCAGCCAAUUAGCCUUCUCAUGUAAAAUGUGUCAUCUAGAUGGUCACUGGAACAGCACUAUAAAUCCUUCUUGUGUUUCCAAAACCCCUCCAACACCUAAACAAGAUUCUUGCAUAGAUCGCACAAUUCUAGAGGCUGAUCUGGAAAGAUUUGAUAUUCCGAUACCAGAGUUUGAUUCUACAAGUGGAGCAAAACUGGAUAUCACCUGCAUUCCGUCUAACGUAAGCAGUUAUGACGUGCAUAAUAUAUCAUGCACGGCGUAUGAUCCUCAACUUAGAGUUUCGAGCACAUGUUCAUUCAAACUUGAUUUGCAGAAUCCUGCAGACAUUGCAGAAUUAGAUCGUGAAGAAAUAGCUUGUGCUUCAUUGCCCAUUGUACCAAACGGGCAUGUUAGAUGCAAUUCAAGCGAAGCUGAACAUAUUUCGGCAAAAACAAUCUGUCGAGUUAUAUGCGAUGAUGGUUUUGUAAUACCAAAGAGCUUGAGAGCAUUAUCUACUGCCAUGUGCACACUCGACUCUCAGUGGAAUGUGACAAAAUUUCCUGAUUGUGAAAAAGCGGCUCCACCUAUUGGAAACCCUGGAUGUACUGAUCAGAGGCUGAAUAUCACAAAUUUGAAAGAAAUAUCGGUACCAGUUCCUUCGUUCUUGACAGCGCGAAACACACCAAGCAAAGUCAGUUGCUACCCUGAAUUUGUUACGAACUUCGGUGAGCAUAAUAUUGCUUGCAAAGCAACAGAUGAGGAGCUGGAAACAAUCUUCGAGUGUUCAUACAACUUAGAAGUUUUUGAAGAAAAAGAAGAUGAAUUAACCGUUGAUGAUCUCGCCCUUGAUGAAGAUGGACUUCCGCCUUUCAAGCCUUGUGUGUCAAUAGCUUUGCCACAUAACGGAGCAUUGAAUUGCACUGACGACGGAGGCAAGGAAAUUUGUGCUGUAAGAUGUAACGAAGGUUAUGGAUUUUCUUCUAAAUACCAAGAUCUUUUACAACGUGGAAUAGAGUGUGACGGAACUGAUGGAUUAUGGGAUUUUCAGAGAAUUUAUAAUACAUCGAAGUUUCCAGAAUGUCUUGGUCAACUCCCGAACACGUCCGUUGAAGUUUGGAUUUCUUUCAAAGCCUUAUGCAAGGACUGUGAUAUAAAGCCUGACCUGUAUGAAGAUUUAAAAAAUCUACUUAUUUCGUUCAACGAGGAGAUGUGCGACCUGGUUGAUUGCAGGACUAAUUUGACAUUAAAUUGUUCUGAGGAAGAAAACGAAAAUGUUUUACAGGUGUUUUGGACCAUAGGGACUGCAUUUAAUCCAUCAGACUUCGAAACUAGCGGCGAAACGCCUGAAGUUGAGAAGCAAUUGGAAAUUAUUUUGAAAACUACUAAAGAUGCGAUAAAGAUGGAUGAAGAAUUCAGAUCAGAAAUUUCAAAACUCGAACUGCAACUUUUACAGAACUCCUUCAGUAAAGGUUUUAUAAGACUUGCAUGUCACGAACGAGGAUACGCUGCUGACGAAAGAACAGAUAAAUGCGAAUGA
Uloborus diversus is the source of this 4122-nucleotide messenger RNA. RefSeq lists its product as uncharacterized. The coding region runs from base 67 to 4122 and encodes 1351 amino acids. NCBI's taxonomy places the organism in Eukaryota, Metazoa, Arthropoda, Arachnida, Araneae, Uloboridae. The transcript is spliced from 21 exons. The record is from RefSeq and is a predicted model, not a curated record.